Messenger RNA from Seriola aureovittata, 7292 nucleotides. It is a transcript of the gene fam171b, whose product is annotated as family with sequence similarity 171 member B. The transcript has 8 exons. NCBI's taxonomy places the organism in Eukaryota, Metazoa, Chordata, Actinopteri, Carangiformes, Carangidae. The coding region runs from base 1692 to 4136 and encodes 814 amino acids. The record is from RefSeq and is a predicted model, not a curated record.
ACAUUGAGUGGGAAGAGGCAGCUGAUUGUUUAUGGAGGAACGUUUAGUUGAAAAUUUAUUUCAUUUCAAAGGCUCAGUGAUCGUUAACCUGAUGGAGAGCGGUAGCCGGUCGUGGAAAUGUGUAAACGCUCGCACUCAGAAUGUCACAUUACAGAUUGUGGGGAACAGAAUAAAGAAAAUUCACGUGGCAGCAUCUCCAGUGUCCGGUAUCUCAUAUUGCGCCUGAACACGACGCAGAAUUGUCGGGACUUCGAGGCUGUUCCGGCUACGAGAGCAACGUUUGAUGUUAGUUAUUUUGAUAGUUGUUUAGUGAUAUCCAAUUGAACUGAAGUCACCGGAAUGUUUGUAGCAUGUGGUCCCGUCCGUGCUGCCUCCGAGCCGAGGUGAAAGGUCAGACUGUCAAAUUGGAUGAAUCCGAUUUGAUUUAUACAAGGGGGAACCCGGAUUGUACUAAGCGGGGUAGAGGACAGAGGGUUACCCAAAACAGCAGUUACUGUGGUUACAGUGAAUAAAGUGAAAUUAACACUUUACUUCAUCUUGUAGUAAAUGUCAUAGCAAUCCCUGUGAUCAUGUUCAUGUGCGUGUACAGUAAAUGGAGUCAAAGUUAUUGUGUACAGGCCACCACGUCUCAUCCAUGACUUCUUUAAAUGUCACUGUGGAGGGUGCUGGGUCAAGGGAAAAGAAAAAUAUCUGGAGCAAAAUGAAUCUUGCUAGAGUCGGUGGGAGGGUAUGGGGGGACUACUUGACAACUCAACAAGACUAGUAGACUACUUUACACAACUAGACGAGACUACUUGACAAAACUAUCAGACUACUAUUCACGACUACUAGACAACUACUAGUCCACUUGACAAGACAACUAUACAACUCGACCACUAUACUAUACUAAUACACUAUUAUACUAAUUAAAUGACUAUGGACACUAAUUUACAUUAUAAAAAUAAAAUCCUUGACGAGUAAUCACAACACAACAAAAAACUUGAAUUUAUUAAGCCUAUAUUUUGACAGAGCAGUGGAGAUCUGUUUUCGAUAGAUGGCCAUGCAGACCCCGAUGAUGUAACAGCAUCUCCCGUCUCACCAAAGAUCAACAACACAUACAGAUCUCUCACUCUGACGCUCUAUAGUGGUACAGCAACAGUCAUCACAGUCUAAAUUACCGCAGCACGAACUAACGACUAUUUUCACACAGCAAUAAUUUCCAUCAAUUGUACAAAAUGUACAAAAUACUGAAAAGUGCACGAUUUAAUUUCUACAGUGUUAUAAAAACGGGAAAACAAUAUCAACAUAAGUCAUUUAGCUAAACUAAGUCAAAAUAACCUCGCUAUCUAUCAACGAAGUGCACAGCAUGUGUUUUACCAAGAAUUAUUUAUUGGAACAAAGCACAUAUAAAUUACAUAACUACGUUAUUUACAUUUCGGGCCAAAAUCAUGUCGAGUUGGUAUUGUUUUUUUCCACUGAGUGACACAUCGCUUUGUCGAAAACGAUCUUCGGGCCACACGCCCAGCCUCAGCACCAGCGCAUCCUUUCUUUACGUGUUUUUUGACACCCCUCUCUCCGCACCGAGACUAGACGAAACCACGGUAGGGAUGAGGCCUUCACGAUAAAGACACACAUUGCUGGACCUCGUUCUUCUCCUCCCGAGUUCGCUUCUCGCGGUCCGUUAUGUCUUUGAGCCCGCUCCCCCUCUCGCCAUGCCCGCCGCUGAACGCUACCUGCCGCCGCCGCCGCCGCUGCUCUUUCUGCCGUCGUUGCUUUUGAUUUCCUGCCUGGAUGGGGCGGUGAGAGCAGCGGAGGGCGGCGGCCUGCCCUCCUCGCCCGGGGACAAUGGAGUCAUCGCUGCGGUUGGAGACCCGUCUCCUACAUACCCGACCGACCCGGGGCGAUUUCUCAGCCCCUCGGCUCUGAUAGCAGAGUCGCAGUUUGCUCUAAAAGUCCUGGUGAGGGAUGUGGUGACCCGCCAGCCGCUGUCGGGGGCUUCGGUGGAUGUUUACGUGAACCACACUCUGAGGAGCUCUGACCGAACGGGGGCGAGAGGCGAGGUUCUGCUCUGGGUGGCGUACAGUCCGGGCCUCAGGCUGACAUUACUGGGCAACAUGGAAGGCUACGUCCCCCGCCCGCUGCCGUGGAGCACCAGCAAGAGACCAAUUUUCUCUGCUGUGACCCUGCCGCUGCUCCCUCACAGUCAGGGGAACGUCUGGCUGUUUGAAGACUCAGUGCUCAUCACUAGAAAGCUACCUGACAGUUCAUCCCAGCCUAAAGUUAAAUUCCCCAAGAACCUCCUCACAAUCUCUGAUAAGAGCAACGUCUCCUCAGUGACAGCGUAUCUGACUGUACCACAGCACCAUCUAGCUAAAGACUGCGCCAACUGCACUCCAGGCAUCAUCAGCAACAAAUCAGUGUUCAGAAGCAUCGAGCUGAGGCCGGCGGCAGCCGUCAGCGUCCUGCUGUACUCGGGUGACGAGGAGCUCCGGGUUCGUGGGCCCAUUCAAAUCAGUCUGCCUCUGGGACACAACACCUUCCUCCGGGCUUCUGAUACCGUCCCAGCCUGGGCCUUCAACCUAAAGACGGGUGCCUGGGAGAAUCAGGGUCUUGGAAUAGUGAAAACUGUUGGCAAUGAACUGGUUUGGACUUACACCGCUUCCCAUCUUGGCUACUGGAUCGCCGCAGUACUGCCCUCCUCAAACGAUUAUCUGGGACAUGGAAGCACUAUGGAUUUCAUAUCAUACCACACCUACUUGUUAAUUGGAAUACUGGGAGGAACGCUGGCUAUAGUAAUCGGAUUACUUUCCUUGCUGCUGUGUCACUGCGGAGGGUCUCAUCGAGAGCCCAGGAGGAGGAGGAGGAGGAGGAGAGCGCGCUUUUCUAAACUCGCAGUUUUGAAAAAAGACCAAACUACCUCCACCCACACGGAGGAGGGUUUGUUGUUCCGAUCCGGUGACAACAGCCUCGCCUCCUGCAGUGUCCAGUGUGAACCCUCGUCCACGCCGAGGCACAAAGCCAACUACAAUAUCUAUGUGGAGGAUCCAGGGUGUCGCCCGGCGGCUCCUCUUUAUAAGAACAUCGCUUCAGAUCGCAUCAAAGGUCCCCAGCAGCCACCUCACUACAUCAACGGUGAAGAUGUGGCUCGGCUUCGGGAGAGGUCAGAGCAAAACCGCGCCAACAUGAACGACAACUUCUUUCAAGAUAAGCUGGUUCAUAUCUAUAACCGGCCGGUGGCCAUUAUUCAGGCCCCAGAGCUUUUCGGUGCUCAGGAGCAGCAACCGUCGGGCUGCAAGGCUGCCACUUUCCCCCGCAAUGGAGUCGAGUAUGAUGCUCACUCCGAGCCUGCAAGUAAAGACGGCUACACCCGGACACUACCCAAAGUCCCUCACCAUCACUCCCAGGGUGGAAGCAGCACACAGCGGAGCAGCCAAGAUGAGCCUCAGCCUCUGGAGACCCAAGGCCAAGGCCCUAACACUAGUGUGUGGGGACGCUACAGUAAUCUCCUCGAAUCAUCCGUUUCUGUACCUGGAACUCUAAACGAGGCAGCUGGUAUGGAGGCUUUCAGCAGUGGGCACGGUGUGCCCGGUGAGCUGCAGGGGAUCUCGGAGCGCACGUUACUGGAGCUGACCCGGGGCAAGUCUUCAUCAUCUCACCCCAGGGCCUGGUUUGUCUCAUUAGAUGGGAAGCCGGCUGCACAGGUCCGCCAUUCCAUCAUUGAGCUCCAGAGCCGCCGCCGCCCGCCGAGCAGCAACGACACCAGCCUGGACUCAGGGGUGGACAUGAACGAGCCUCAGCAGAACAUCCGCGAGACAGAGCGUGACGGGCCUUCGAUCAGGGCGUCCUCUUUGCCACACCGCAGCCGAGGGGGGCGGUGUGGCGAAGAACAGGACCUGAGCAGUAGUGAGAGUGGCAAUACUGCUACCUGUACACCAGAGGACCCUUCCCUGAGGAACAUUUUAGACGGGAGCAGCGGGGCUAUUCCCGAUAUUCCCGAGGAGCGCGAUGGGAUGGAUACAUCUAGCGCUCAGGAGGACAGUGAGUCGAGAGGUACGCCACCUCCACGGCGCCUGAGGAAGGUGAGGGAAAAGGGGAAGACGGAAAAGAGGAGUGCCAAGCACGUCCGUGAGGGGAGACCUCUGACAAAGAGAAGUUAGGGGAAUGGCUGAUUAUUGCAUACACCCAGACGAGCGUUCAAAUUUUCAUUUAAAUGUUCUAUCAGCCAUUUGACCCGUAUUGAGCUUCGUCACAUGGUGUCAUAAGUGCUGAAUGAUCCAAAUUAGUUUUUGCCACUUGUGCUCACACAGGCAUUGUUGUUGUUAAGUUAUGUGAUUGUACAACUUUGCCAAAGAAUGCGUAAGCUAGCUAAAGAGAUAAAGCAGGAUCUAUGUCAUGUUGAAGCAUUAUGUAGCUGCUGUUAGACAAGUUUGUGCACCAUGUUUUCCUCAUCCUCCCCGAUCUGAAGAUCACCAGCGAGAUUCUUCACAGCAAAAUGUCCGUGUGAACACGUUAUCCCAUAGUCCCCGGUACUGGCAUUAAAGAGGGUGCCUUCUUACUGCCUGUAAUCAGAAAAUAUGAUUACAUAAGGCAUGGUAUUUGUCUACAUUUAGUCAAAUCUGGUAAGUUUGCAGGAAGGACACAGAUACAGGUCAAUGUGUAGUGCGCUUAUCCUCACCGUAAAUGCCUGCUGUAAAUGAAAUAAGAUACAGAAGCUUUCCCCGUUUGUCGUGCUGACAUCUUGUUUUGAUCAUCUUGACUCAUUUCACUUAGAAAGACACUCUGGGGUUCACAAAGAGAUUCGGUUAUGUCAUUAUCAGAAUCGGCUCACACAGAAAAAUGAAUAAGAAAAUAAAAAAAAGUUUUUAACUCAUGACAUAAAAUCAGAUUUGCUAACAAUCUGAUUGUGGGUGAAAUAAUUUAGUUUCCACUUUCCGCCUGCGGCUGACUCCAACCUCGGACCCUGACGGAUUUUGGAGUAAAACACUGGUCUACAUUGUAAAGCUAAGCUGCCAUUUGACCACACUUGAUAUUCAAAGCUGUAAGCCUACAGUUGUUUAAGAACGCAUGAAAACGGAUGUUUCCUCGUGUGUACGAAAAUAUUUUGCAUUUUACUUUAGGGCUAACUUUAGGGUUACGUCAUCAUAGCUGUUCGAUUACUUGGUGAUUGGAUGAUUCAUUUCAUUAAAAAGGAGACUCAGUGUUGCGCUCCCAAUGGUGAGUUACUGUUACAACAAUAACACCCCGGACUUACACUAUGAGAAUGGUUAUCACAACGCAAGAAUCACAUGGACAGAUCCAAAUAACACAAUUAUUACCCACAUCCAGGGGCACCACAGCAAUUGGCACUUAAAAAAUGGUAAUGUUUGCUUUAUGAGAUUCAUUUUUUGUGACUGGGAAGUGUCUGGCAAAUCAGAUUGCUUGUCUGAAGAAACCCAUGGUACAACAAGUUAACAACUGUUAACAGCCUAAUAAAAACAGUAAUUGCUGAUUGCUUGGAGGGGUGCUGUUAAAUUGCGUACAACUGCACUGCUGUGCGGCAACAAUUUGAUACAUGAGGUAAAUGUUCACAAUUUAUAGUCUUAAAUGAAGAAGCUGAAAGCCUCUCACUUGGCAUCCCAAUGCAUGCAUUAUUAUUAUUUUUGUUUUUAAUAACUGGACUGCUGGUCGUGUACAGUAUUAUCCCCUGCAACUAUGUUCUUGAUAACGUAAACAGCCGGUGCCUUGUAGAUUUGCUUUUACCACCUAUUUCCCUAAAACUCUUGAUACUGAUCCCGACAAAAAAUAUGUUUAAUUGCUGAUUAGUUUGGCUACCUUUUUUUUUUUUUUUUUUUUUUUUUGCUUUGAGCGGCAUAAACUGAAGACAGAAUGACAGUUUUAAACAGAUUUUUCAAAUGAAAGUAACUAUAAGAUGGACUGUUCAAAUUUUGUUCAUUCAUGUCCCGCACAGGAUUCAUUUUUAUCUUUUUUGGUGAUCCCUUUCCUUGCCAUCAUCAGGUCAACAUUUCAGUGAAUACUUCAUUCCUGGCAGCCUCAACUGUACUUGUGUUAAGUCUUAUACUUGUGUACUUUGUGUUUAGUGCUAAUUAGCAAAUGAUCGCAUGCUAACGUGCUGAAAGAAGAUGGUGAACAUGGUAAACCUUAUGUUGGCAUGCUGACAUUAGCAUUAAGCUCAAAGCACCACUCUGACUAAAUACAGCCUCGCAGAGCUGCCGGCACGGCUGUAGACGCAUAUUCUUGCUUGGGUUUAACAAAAUUUUUAACAAUUAUUUAUACAGACAUGUUUCACUUAAGUAAAAUGUCAAACAACAAUGUCACAUGUAUGCCUGCCUUUCAUAUCUGUCCUCUACCAAUUGAUAUGGCAGCUUUUGUCUUGAGUCAAAUAAAGCACACCACACUUUAAUAUGUGCCCACUUGUUACACUGGCACACGACAUUCCCAGAAACGUAUGAAAUCUUCAGUGUGUAAAUAUUACAAUGAUUACAACAAAGAAAACCGAUAUCAUUGCCUGUAUGUGAUAAAGUUUGGCAAAAAAAAGAAAAAAAAACUCACCAUGAAUACCAGAAAAUGAUUGCACUAGCAAUAUUUAUCAUAAAUUAAAAUUUAAAAACAAACUCUGCAGUGACAGUUUUGCCAUAUUUAGUCUUCCGUCACAGUACUAUAGUGUGUUUUUGUUUCUAUGUAUAUAGUAAAGCAGCAUUUUAUGUAUUAUGUGACUGUGACUUCAUUUAAUUUGGGCUGUUCUUCCAUCUAACAGCAAAGGUCUGCGAGGUGCAUCGCUGCUUUUCACUGAACGAUUGAAUGACAGAGUUUUUAAGCAACUGUCAUUUGAGAUGUGUUAUCAAUGUGAAUUCUUUUAAGGUUAGUCUAAAGAGUGAGUGUCUUUUCAUGGGAGUGUACAAAAAGCCUGAGCUUUGUAUUUUUUAAAUGUAGCAACAAGUUGAGCACUUAAUCAUUCAGUAUGCUAACAAAUGAAAACACUCCUGCUCUCCUGCUAUCCUUCAGCUUGAAAACACAGUAUAUCCCAGCUUCAACAGCAACAUGAGGAGUACGGUAGUUUGUGAAUACUUUGUGCUGAUCAUUUUUGAAAGCAAAUCAAACCUACUGCCACUCCCAUUUCAAAGUGAUCUCUCUGAAUGUAUUUGUAUUGAUUUUUAAUGUGUUCUAUAGUGUGCUCCUCUUGUGUCUAGCCAUUGAACCUCACAGGCUUUUGUUUCUUCCAAAAUGGGCACCUCUUGUGUUUACCUCUGUAAUAAUGGUAGUGUUAUUAGUCUUGCCUUUUUGUGCACUAACUUAAUAAACUUACUUGAUACCAA